AUGGCCGCAGUGAUGAAGACUCUUGCCAUUGCCUCGCCGGUCUCGGCACAGGCACAGCCCCGUCGAUGUCUCGCAGGUGCCCCUAGCCAACAGAGCCUGCAGUCCUCCUUCAACGGCGUGUCCCUGCAGUGCCGGCCGGCAUUCCCACCACGGCCGUGCUGCUCCCGGUCAUCGUCGGUGCAGGUGGUGAUGAUGGCGAAGCCUUCGAUCCAGUUCAUCCAGGGCACGGACGAGCAGACGAUCCCGGACGUGCGGCUGACCAAGUCCCGGGACGGCACCAACGGCGUGGCCAUCUUCACGUUCGACCAGCCGUCGGUGUUCGACUCGUCGGCGGAGCUGGGGGACAUCACGGGGUUCUACAUGAUCGACGAGGAGGGCGUGCUGCAGUCGGUGGACGUGAGCGCCAAGUUCGUGAACGGGAAGCCGGCGCGGGUCGAGGCCAAGUACGUGAUGCGCACGCCCCGGGACUGGGACAGGUUCAUGCGCUUCAUGGAGCGCUACUCCCAGGCCAACGGCCUCCAGUUCGUCAAGAAGUGA
Phragmites australis (common reed) is the source of this 537-nucleotide messenger RNA. RefSeq names its product photosystem II reaction center PSB28 protein, chloroplastic-like. The coding region runs from base 1 to 537 and encodes 178 amino acids. The transcript has 2 exons. Gene Ontology annotation, cellular component: photosystem II oxygen evolving complex; photosystem II; chloroplast thylakoid membrane. The record is from RefSeq and is a predicted model, not a curated record. Gene Ontology annotation, biological process: photosynthesis. Lineage: Eukaryota; Viridiplantae; Streptophyta; Magnoliopsida; Poales; Poaceae.